AUCCAUUGUAUCUCUCACCCACAAUUGUUAAGCUGAAACCAAAUCACAAGUUCACAACCAAACAGUUCUGUCUCUCACUCUUUUCUCUCCGUUUGCUCUGAUUUCGUGAGUGUCGAGGAUCAUGGGUAGGAAGUUCUUCGUUGGCGGUAACUGGAAAUGCAAUGGAACUACUGAGGAGGUGAAGAAGAUUGUCUCCACACUUAACGAUGGUCAAGUGCCUUCCCAAGAUGUUGUGGAGGUCGUGAUCAGCCCUCCAUUUGUGUUUCUUCCACUGGUAAAGAGUAUAUUGAGGCCUGAUUUUCAUGUUGCGGCACAAAAUUGCUGGGUCAAGAAAGGGGGUGCUUUCACUGGUGAGGUUAGUGCUGAGAUGCUUGUGAAUUUGGAUAUUCCCUGGGUCAUUCUUGGUCAUUCUGAAAGAAGACUUAUCCUAGGUGAAUCCAAUGAGUUUGUUGCAGACAAGGUUGCAUAUGCACUUUCUCAAGGUUUGAAGGUAAUUGCCUGUGUUGGUGAGACUCUUGAGCAGCGAGAAUCAGGAUCAACCGUGGAUGUGGUUGCUGCACAAACCAAGGCAAUUGCAGAAAAAGUGUCAAAUUGGGCCAAUGUUGUUUUGGCUUAUGAACCUGUGUGGGCUAUUGGAACUGGGAAGGUCGCUACUCCGGCUCAGGCUCAGGAAGUACACUUCGAAUUAAGGAAGUGGCUUCAAGCAAACGUCAGUCCCGAUGUUGCUGCAACAACUCGUAUUAUCUAUGGAGGAUCUGUUAACGCUGCCAACAGCAAGGAGCUUGCAGCUAAGCCUGAUGUUGACGGGUUUUUGGUUGGUGGAGCUUCUUUGAAGCCUGAGUUCAUCGACAUAAUCAAGUCCGCUGAGGUGAAGAAUGCUUGAAGCACUUGAACUGGUGGUGAUAGAUGUGACUUGGAACCUUUUUCUUUCGAAGAUAGUUGAGUCUGCUCUGCACAAUCUAUAGAAACUUGUUGAGAAAUAAUCUUUACCCACUCCACUCGGAUCAGUACCUAGAGCUGGAAUUUAUGUAUGAAUAAAUGAUUUGAUUUCAUGCAUCUAAAAAGUUAGCGGUUUGUUUUCUAUUUUUCUUGGGGGCCAGUUUCAUGUACGAAGAUUUAUGAAAAAGAUUUUUGACAAAUAUUAUCCUAGAAUGUUCAUUCUAAUGGUGUAUAAACCAUUGGGGAUAAUUACCAUAA
Molecule: messenger RNA, 1197 nt
Organism: Ziziphus jujuba (common jujube)
Lineage: Eukaryota; Viridiplantae; Streptophyta; Magnoliopsida; Rosales; Rhamnaceae
Product: triosephosphate isomerase, cytosolic
Exons: 9
Coding region: 122-883 (253 amino acids)
Biological process (GO): glycerol catabolic process; gluconeogenesis; glyceraldehyde-3-phosphate biosynthetic process
Cellular component (GO): cytosol
Molecular function (GO): triose-phosphate isomerase activity
Source: RefSeq, a predicted model, not a curated record